CUUUUGUUUUUUCUUUCGCGAGUACGCGUCAUCAUCGUCUUUGCCUUCGUUGUUCACUCUUUCUUUUCUUUGGCGCCUUUUUGGCGGGAAAUAAAACCGCUAAGCAGACGCAAAAGAAACAUAAAACCGUCAUAUCUAAACAGAGACCACAAAUUUAGCAUAACCCGUUUCUCGUUUCCGUCUCAAUUUCAUCCCUAGGUAUUAACAAAUGGCAGCAGCUACAGAAGAAGAGCAAGAACAAGAGCUCACUCCAGAACAAUUAGAUGAAGAGUUCUCGGUAUGGAAAAAGAACACACCAUUCCUUUACGACCUCGUCAUUUCUCACCCACUUGAAUGGCCAUCUCUUACUGUCCACUGGCUCCCACUCGCCGCUCCACUACCUCACCCCACUAAUCCUUCUUCUUUCUCCGUGCACAAGCUCGUUCUUGGAACUCAUACAUCUGAUGAUUUUCCCAACUUUCUCAUGAUUGCUGAUGCUGUUCUCCCAAUUCGCGGUGCUCAGCCCAAGUUUGAUGCCAAAUCUGAAGAUUCUCUCAUUCCUAAGGUAGAAAUAUCUCAGAAGAUACGUGUUGAUGGAGAGGUCAACAGGGCAAGAUGCAUGCCACAAAAUCCAGCUUUUAUUGCUGCAAAGACAAGUGGCUGUGAUGUUUAUGUGUUUGAUUCUACUAAACAGUCAGAGAGGCAACAAGAUGAUGGCUGUGAUCCUGAUUUAACUUUGAGAGGUCAUGAUAAAGAAGGAUAUGGAUUGUCUUGGAGUCCUUUUAAGCCGGGUUAUCUUGUGAGUGGUUCACAUGAUAAUAAAAUAUGUUUGUGGGAUGUGUCUGCUGUGGCCAAAGAUAAAGUUCUUGACUCGAUGCAUGUUUAUGAGGCACAUGAUAGUGUCGUUGAAGAUGUGUCAUGGCACUUGAAGAAUGAGAAUAUAUUUGGUUCCGUCGGAGAUGAUUGUAUGUUAAUGAUCUGGGACUUGCGCACAAAUCAAACUCAGCAUUCUAUUAAAGCUCAUGAAAAAGAGGUCAAUUAUCUUUCUUUCAAUCCCUACAAUGAGUGGAUUCUUGCUACAGCAUCUUCAGAUGCUACUGUUGGUCUGUUCGAUAUGCGGAAGCUUAGUGCACCCCUGCAUGUUUUAAGUGGUCACACAGAAGAGGUCUUCCAAGUGGAGUGGGAUCCUAAUCAUGAAACAGUGCUAGCAUCUACAGCUGAUGACAGAAGGUUGAACGUUUGGGACCUGAACAGGAUUGGGGAAGAGCAAUUAGAGUUAGAUGCUGAAGAUGGCCCUCCAGAACUUCUUUUCUCGCAUGGAGGUCACAAGGCAAAGAUCUCAGAUUUCUCGUGGAACAAAAAUGAUCCCUGGGUCAUUUCAAGUGUGGCUGAUGACAACACUCUUCAGGUGUGGCAAAUGGAUGAAGGUAUUUAUCGCGAUGAUGAUGAUAUGCUUGCUGCGGAUGACGACGCCUAGAUCUACAAUAAGCUAAAACAGCUAACUUAUGACUUCUUUAUUUUGGGCUUUAACCAUGACUAAUGUCUUCUUGAGACAUGAUCAUAUGCCCUUUUUCUUAUUUAUUGCGCCGAGUAAUUUCUACAACCUGUGGUUAUUUCUGGUUUUGGCUACCACAUUGUCAUUCUGCUUUUGCACUUGCAAUUUCGUUGGUAUUAAGACCA
This is a messenger RNA of Ricinus communis (castor bean), 1659 nucleotides long. Its product is annotated as WD-40 repeat-containing protein MSI3. Bases 209 to 1456 code for a protein of 415 amino acids. The record is from RefSeq and is a predicted model, not a curated record. Gene Ontology annotation, molecular function: histone binding. Gene Ontology annotation, biological process: regulation of gene expression. Lineage: Eukaryota; Viridiplantae; Streptophyta; Magnoliopsida; Malpighiales; Euphorbiaceae. Gene Ontology annotation, cellular component: nucleus. The transcript is spliced from 6 exons.